This is a messenger RNA of Coprinopsis cinerea okayama7#130, 558 nucleotides long. RefSeq lists its product as hypothetical. The transcript is spliced from 10 exons. The record is from RefSeq and is a predicted model, not a curated record. Lineage: Eukaryota; Fungi; Basidiomycota; Agaricomycetes; Agaricales; Psathyrellaceae. Bases 1 to 558 code for a protein of 185 amino acids.
AUGUCUCGCCAGGCUGAAUGGAGUCGACGUCUGCCCAUUUCAAUACCAGCUGGCUGCGUUACAGCCCUUAUAGCCGACUAUUUUGAAACCCUCCCGUGUGAGGUUGAGCUCAUUUGGCUAGACGAAUGGACUGCCCUCAAGGAUCUGCAAGGUCGCGUUUGUUCUUCCCGCUCUAAUCCUAUCCAUUCGUGUUUAUGCCCUGGCAAACCGGAGUCGAAUUCUGGGAAUCUACUUAUUGCUUCUGUGGGCAUCUCGCCUCUUCGCUUGCCAGGGAAGGCUUGCCUUCCAAUCCCCUUAAAAGACCCAGUCGUGUUGACCCUUCCUUUCGUACUGAUUCUGGUUGAGAAAAUGACGAUAUCGGCGGCUAGCCUAGCGUAUAACAUCCUUGCGCCGGGGCGCUAUCACCACCUUCUCAUAAUUACACUAUCAAACCGACUGGUGUUACACGUCCGACAUCAAGCGAAGAAAGGACCAUCGAACCUAGAUGUCAGCAUCAAUGUCGACGGCGGAAAUCUGGAGAUCAUCUAUAAAAGUAGACAAGAAGGUCAAAUAUGCUAG